Messenger RNA from Ananas comosus (pineapple), 2447 nucleotides. RefSeq names its product extended synaptotagmin-1. Bases 254 to 2233 code for a protein of 659 amino acids. Lineage: Eukaryota; Viridiplantae; Streptophyta; Magnoliopsida; Poales; Bromeliaceae. The record is from RefSeq and is a predicted model, not a curated record. The transcript is spliced from 12 exons.
CAACAUUUUUCUAUCUUGCUUAAACUGUUAGGAAAUAUACUAUUAAUAAGAAUAUUCAUCAGUAUCUUUUGGCAAUAAUUGCUUAUAGUACAGAUUACCUAUUUUAAUUCUAUUCAUUUUGCAGAGGCGUCUAAAGAAUCGGAGACCAAAAUUGAUUGAAAAAAUAGAACUACAAGAUUUCUCACUAGGUUCAUGCCCACCUGACUUAGGACGGCAGGGUAUUCGCUGGGUCACCUCAGGUGAUCAGCAAGUCAUGCAGCUGGGAUUUGAUUGGGAUACCAAUGAGAUGAGCGUGAUGUUCUUGGCAAAGUUGGCAAAGCCGCUGAUCGGGGCUGCCCGCAUUGUCAUAAACAGCAUUCACAUAAAGGGAGAUCUGCUUUUGAUACCAAUUCUUGAUGGCCAAGCACUGCUCUACUCUUUUGAGUCCACUCCUGAGGUCAGAGUUGGUGUUGCAUUUGGAAGCGGUGGAAGCGAUACACUUCCGGCCACAGAACUACCUGGUGUUUCAACAUGGUUGGUGAAGCUUUUUACUGAAACCUUGAAUAAAACAAUGGUUGAGCCUCGCCGCCAAUGUUUUCCUUUACCACCGGUAGAUCUAAGGAAAAAGGCUGUUGGAGGUGUUAUUUCUGUUACCGUGAUUUCCGCUAGUAAUGUGGGCAGGAAUACCAUAAAAAGUAACAACUCCGAAAGUCCUCAGCGUUCAAUGCUAGGCAGUUCUAAGGUUAAUGGGAGCUUCAGAAAUAAGGUGUUGCAGACAUUUAUUGAAGUAGAAAUCGGUGAUUUAAUGAGAAAAACAAGUAUCAGUGCUGGUUCAGACCCCAUAUGGAAUUCGACCUUUAACAUGGUAUUGCAUGGAGAUUCAGGAGUUGUUAGAUUUCACCUUUAUGAGUGUGAUUCAACCAGCAUCAAAUAUAAUUACAUAACCAGCUGUGAGAUAAAGCUGAAGUAUGUCUUAGACGAUUCGACAAUAUUUUGGGCAAUAGGAAAUGGAUCUGGUGUAAUAGCAAAACAUGCCGAGGAUUGUGGAAAGGAAGUUGGAAUUGUCGUUCCAUUUGAGGAUAGUAAUUUUGGAGAGUUGACUGUGAGCCUUGUACUAAAAGAAUGGCAAUUUUCUGAUGGUUCGAUCAGCUUGGGUAACUCUGUCAUAAGCAGAUCUCAACCUUCCUUUUACGGUUCACCAAAUCUUCAAUUGAGGACUGGGAGGAAAUUGAAAGUUGCAGUAGCGGAAGGUAGGAAUCUAUUUGUGAAGGAAAAAUCCGGAAAAUGCGACCCCUAUGUAAAACUCCAAUAUGGAAAGACUCUCUACAGAACAAAGGCGCUCUCUCAUACCUUGUUUCCUGUUUGGAACCAAAAAUUUGAGUUUGAUGAAAUAGCAGGCGGUGAGUAUCUCAUGAUCAAAUGCCUAAGUUCAGAAAUCUUUGGUGAUGAGAACAUUGGAAGUGCUCGAGUGAACUUGGAGGGGAUUUCGGAAGAUUCUUGUCGAGAUGUGUGGGUUCCCCUUGAAAAAGUGAGCUCGGGUGAGAUAAGGCUCCAGAUAGAGGCUGUAAAGAACGAGGACAAUGAAGGACCGAAGAAUUCAGCUACCAGUUACGGAAGUGGCUGGAUCGAGCUAGUCCUCAUUGAAGCUAGAGACCUUGUCGCUGCUGAUUUAAGAGGAACUAGUGAUCCUUACGUGAGAGUGCAAUAUGGGAAUACAAAGAAACGGACUAAGGUGGUGCACAAGACACUUAAUCCGCAUUGGAACCAAACCCUUGAGUUUCCCGACACAGGGAAACCUUUGGUCCUAUAUGUGAAAGAUCAUAAUGCCGUACUACCAACCUCAAGUAUAGGCCAUUGCACUGUUGAAUAUCAGGGGCUGGCCCCAAACCAGACAGCCGACAAAUGGAUACCGCUUCAAGGCGUAAGAAGUGGAGAGAUUCAUGUGCAAGUUACAAGAAAAAUUCCAGAACUAGAGAAGAAAAUCACCAUAGAGACCGAUAGUUCUCCAUUAACCAAAGGUCAUACGGUGUCGGUGCAGAUGAGAGAUCUAUUAAAGAAACUGGGAGGCUUCGUGGAGGAUGGUGAUCUCGAGGGGCUGUCUCUGGCGCUGAGUGAAGUUGAAACUGUCGAGGACGCCCAGGAGGAAUACAUUCUUCAGCUUGAGAGGGAGAAGGCAUUACUACUUAGUAAGGUUAGCGAACUCGACCACGAGAUCAGUAGGACUUCGUCGAGCCCUGCAAACAUACUAUUCUGAAUCUCUCUUAUAAACUUGAACAGUUCUAGGUAGGUGUUUUACAGUAUAGUAGUAAGCAGAUUUGUAUGUGAAUUUACUGUAUCAUGCUGAAGGAUUGUAUCAUUCGUUCGGCGAUAGAGUGUCGAGAUGUAAUUGUACAAUGACACAUUGAAAUAGAUGGAAUUGAGGAUUUGUAUAGCAAAAAUAAAGUUCUGUAAGGUUUAUUUGAAUUUUA